Messenger RNA from Ceratina calcarata, 1268 nucleotides. It is a transcript of the gene Lst8, whose product is annotated as MTOR associated protein, LST8. Lineage: Eukaryota; Metazoa; Arthropoda; Insecta; Hymenoptera; Apidae. The transcript is spliced from 7 exons. Gene Ontology annotation, cellular component: TORC2 complex; TORC1 complex. The record is from RefSeq and is a predicted model, not a curated record. Gene Ontology annotation, molecular function: protein binding. The coding region runs from base 348 to 1268 and encodes 306 amino acids. Gene Ontology annotation, biological process: TOR signaling; regulation of actin cytoskeleton organization.
AGAAAAAGAAUAGAAUCGAGUGAAUGAGGACAAGGAAUCCGAUACCGCCUUUACUUCCAUUCCCUUCCAUUGAAACUGUUAUUUGGCAGUAGUGUUUACAAACAGACUGGAAUCUAUUGACAUUAUUUAAUGUUUAAUUUUCAGAUACAAUACUAAAGAAAACACGUUAGAUGCAUAAUAAAAAGAUACAGGAAAGAAUCUAAAAAUAUACAAUGUGUAGUCUUAACCAUCUUUAAUAUGAUUUUCAAGUACAGUUAAUGAGAGCCAUUACUGAACUUCCAAUCACAGGGAGAACAAGAAUUUAUAUUCUGACAUAAGAAUAAAAACCACAGAAUACGUUACUUACAAUGACUGUGGAUAACGCGAACAGCAAUGAACAAGUUAUUCUGGUAACAGGUGGUUACGAUCACACUAUCAAAAUAUGGCAACCACACACAGGAGUUUGUCAACGAGUGUGCGAGCAUACAGACUCGCAAGUAAAUGCCCUGGACAUUACUCCAGGUAAAUAUCUAAUAGCUGCUGCUGGAUACCAACAUAUACGAAUGUACGACUUAGUUUCAAACAAUCCAAAUCCAAUAAUUAAUUACGAAGGAGUAUCGAAAAAUAUCGCUGGCUUGGGCUUUCAGGAGGAAGGUAAAUGGAUGUACACUGGUGGUGAGGACUGUUCAGCCAGAAUUUGGGAUCUCAGAUCGAGUAGCUUCCAAUGCCAGAGGAUAUUCCAAGUAUCAGCACCCGUAAAUUGUGUAUGCCUACACCCUAAUCAAGCAGAACUCAUAGUUGGAGAUCAGAGCGGUGUUAUACAUCUGUGGGACCUGCGUUCAGAUCACAAUGAACAACUGAUACCAGAGGCUGAAGCAUCUGUGCAAGAUGUUGCGAUCGACCAGGACGGUACUUACAUGGCGGCUGUGAAUAAUAAAGGUCAUUGUUACAUUUGGACGCUUACCGGCGGUGUGGGAGACGAGCCUACGCGGCUUAAUCCUCGGCACAAACUUAUAGCGCACAAACGUUAUGCGCUUCGAUGCAAGUUUAGUCCCGAUUCUACGCUCUUGGUAAUCACGUCCGCGGAUCAGACUGCUCGUGUUUGGAAAACGACCGACUUCUCAGAGGUACAAGUACUCGAACACGAGUCGAAACGAUGGGUUUGGGACGCGGCAUUUAGCGCAGAUUCGCAGUACAUAUUUACUGCUUCAUCCGACGGUGUCGCACGAUUGUGGAACGUGUCCAGUGGAACAGUGGAGCGAGAAUAUCAGGGUCAUCCCGCUCCCUGA